Messenger RNA from Leucoraja erinaceus (little skate), 2046 nucleotides. RefSeq names its product cyclin E2 (gene ccne2). Gene Ontology annotation, biological process: regulation of cyclin-dependent protein serine/threonine kinase activity; G1/S transition of mitotic cell cycle. The coding region runs from base 231 to 1442 and encodes 403 amino acids. The transcript has 12 exons. Gene Ontology annotation, cellular component: cyclin E1-CDK2 complex; nucleus; cyclin E2-CDK2 complex. NCBI's taxonomy places the organism in Eukaryota, Metazoa, Chordata, Chondrichthyes, Rajiformes, Rajidae. The record is from RefSeq and is a predicted model, not a curated record. Gene Ontology annotation, molecular function: cyclin-dependent protein serine/threonine kinase regulator activity.
GCAGAUAGAUCCAGGAGCUGGAGUGGAAAGGGAAGCAAGAGUGAAUGUAGCAGCAUUUGCCCGCUUUAAGAGAUGAUCAUUUUAUUCAGCGCGCCUUGUAACUUACACAGGCUGGGCAAUGUAACUAACACGGGGGCAAUGUAACUAACGUGGGGGUAAUGUAACUAACUGGUUCUCUGUGUGUCUGGGUUCUAAAGGAGCUGCCUUUAAGAUUUUCAUCAGGGAAGAGAAUGUCGAGACGCAGUGAUCGUUUGCAAGCCAGACAGACAAAAGCCGAGGAACAAAGUGAAGAUUCUGCACAGUCCAAGAAGAGAGAAGCAGAAACGUGCAGGCUGCGUUGCAAUGAAACAGAAGUCGGCAAGAGAAGAAGACAGUUCCAGAUACAGAAUUGCUGGGCUCCCAUCGCUCCUGGUGCCAUUAGUCCUUGCAUCCUCAUCCCAACGCCGCACAAAGACAACAACGUCACCGAUGACUUCUCCAAAUUCUCGCAGUAUAGGUUUAAAAACUUAUUCCUCAGCAAAUCGCCGCUACCUCCUCUUGGGUGGGGAAACUCUGAAGAUGUGUGGUCGAAUAUGUUGAAGAAGGAAAUAAAAUAUACUCACAGUAAAACCGUUUUGUUGCUGCAUCCAUCCCUGCAGCCAAAGAUGAGAGCAAUUUUACUGGAUUGGCUAAUAGAGGUUUGUGACGUUUACACGCUUCACAGGGAAACGUUUUACUUGGCUCAGGACUUCUUUGAUCGGUUCAUGUUUACUCAGGAAAAUGUCCACAAAAGCAAGCUGCAACUCAUCGGCAUCGCCUCUCUCUUCAUCGCUGCGAAGCUAGAGGAAAUCUACCCUCCAAAAUUGAAUGAAUUUGCGUACGUAACAGACGGAGCGUGUACGGAAACUGAAAUACUUGAUAUGGAGCUAAUUAUUUUAAAGGCAUUAAAAUGGGAGUUGUGUCCCGUGACGAUUAUCUGUUGGUUGAACAUUUAUCUUCAAAUUGUCUUUUUAAAAGAAAUACCCAACAUAUCACUGCCUCAGUAUUCUCAGGACAUCUUCGUACAGAUUGCUCAGCUUUUAGAUCUGUGCAUCCUCGAUGUGGAGAGUUUGAGUUUCCCUUACGGAGUAUUGGCUGCUGCUGCUGUGUGCUAUUACACGUCUAUAGAGGAUACUUUCAAAGCUUCAGGACUGCGAUGGGAGAGCAUUUCCACAUGUUUUAAUUGGAUGGCUCCGUUCGCAAAGACGCUGAGUGAAGGGGCCCCCGUGAAACUGAGAGACUUCAAGCACGUGGCAAAUGAGGAUGGGCAUAAUGUCCAGACACACAUAAUGUACCUGGAUAUGCUUGAUGAGGUGCAUGUUAGGAGAUCGGAGUGUACAGCGAGGCUAUCACCCGUGUCCAUAGGAGGCAUAUUGACUCCACCUAAAAGUACUGAGAAACCAUCAUCCAGUUCAUCACCCUGAGAGGGACAAAUGGAAGAUUCAGACUUUGAUGGGAUUAAUGCUACAGGAGCUGUAUAACUGCCAUGACAUGCAGCUGCAAACUUACUGGGGUUUAAUUUUAUGAAAGGAAAAUCAAGGCAUCGUCUGAUGUUUUUUUUUGGAUAUGUUUUAGCGUGGGCAAGCUGGGAGCUGGCUCCAGAAGAAACAUUAACUUCAACCUGUGAUGGGACUAUUUUAGGGAGGGGGAAAAAAGUAUCCUUUUAUUUUAUAAACAGAACCCAGAGAUGACUACUGCGCAUUAAGGCAGCUCGUGCGGUUUCAUUCGGAAAGAUAUCUGCGCGCAUGCGGAUUAAAUUCUCUCUUGGAGUGGGCAGACCGGUGAAGCUGUGAUUUUUCCAUUCCGCAAAAUAUCCAACGAAAGCCAACAGAGCCAUUGUUUGAGUCGCAAUUGAAGGAGGUACAAAACGCAACUGAAGUCGUGCACUGUGGCUGAGAACUUCAACGGAGGGGGGGGGAGGGAGAAAUCACGCAUUAAGUUUACAACAGGGAAGUGGGUGGUUUGCAGUGGAGAUUUGCAAGAUGACUCAUUUGCUGUGAAUGAUUAAAUACAUCUUUAUAGCAAGUA